Messenger RNA from Helianthus annuus (common sunflower), 2442 nucleotides. RefSeq lists its product as uncharacterized. The record is from RefSeq and is a predicted model, not a curated record. The coding region runs from base 1 to 2373 and encodes 790 amino acids. Gene Ontology annotation, molecular function: protein dimerization activity. NCBI's taxonomy places the organism in Eukaryota, Viridiplantae, Streptophyta, Magnoliopsida, Asterales, Asteraceae. The transcript is spliced from 4 exons.
AUGGCUACUGAUGGUGGUGAAGCUGGUCAAGCAACUAGUACGGGUGACCCGAGUAGAAAAUAUGGCACACAAGAUCCGGCCAACAAAAACUGGUGGACUUGCAAGUUCUGUGGAAAACCUUCAACCGGUGGCGUAUACCGGCUGAAGCAACACUUAAUUGGUGGGUUUAGAAACGUUGCAUCAUGUGGUAGGUGUCCCGAAAAUGUACGCCAAGAGAUGAAAGACUUUAUGUUGAAAAAAGCUAAGGGUAAACAAUCAUAUGACCCCAUGGUUGAUGAUUAUGAUUUUGGUGAUGAAGAGGACGAAGAAUGUGUCGUGACGAAGGUGAAGAGGACAAGUGGUUCGAGCCAAGCAAAUGCGCCAAAAAAGCCAAGGCAAAAAGGACUUAUUGAUGCGUUUUAUCCUCCUAACCCUUUAGACAUACUAAAAGGUAGGAAAGGAGGAAAACAACAAACCAUAAAUGAAAUUUGUAAAAAAGAAUUGAGGGACAAAGUUUGCAUGGAGAUUGCUCGGUGGUUUUAUGACGCGGGUAUUCCUUUUCACGGGGCCACCUAUGAUAGCUUUCAUAUUAUGUUGGAAGCUGUGGCACAGUUUGGUCCGGGAUUCCGAGCACCUACUAUGUACGAAUUGAGGGUGCCUUUACUUACAAAAGAAGUAAAGGACACUAAAUUGGAGAUUGAUAAUCACAAAAAGGAAUGGGCUGCCAAAGGAUGUUCUAUUUUAUCAGAUGGAUGGUGUGAUUCGACUGUCCAAAAAGAUAUUAUCAACUUCUUGGUUAAUUCUCCUAAAGGGUCGGUGUUUGUGAAGUCGAUAGAUGUAUCAGAGAUCACGAAGGAUGCUCAUCAGUUGUUGGGGAUGCUUGAAGAAAUGGUGGAUGAAGUAGGAGAGGAAAACGUGGUGCAAGUGGUGACGGAUAAUGCAUCCAAUUAUAAAUCGGCAGGUACGUACUUAGAAGCUUCAAGAAAGCAUUUGUACUGGACACCAUGUGCAGCCCAUUGUAUUGAUCUUAUGUUAGAGGAUAUAGGGAAGAUUCCAAAGAUCAAGGAGUGUUUGAAAAAUGCAAUGUUCGCGAAUGCAUAUAUAUAUAAUCAUACUAAACUUGUGAAUCUGAUGAGAAGAUUCACGAAUCAAAGAAAUUUGCAUAGGCCCGCGGUGACACGGUUUGCAACAUCAUUCAUCACCCUUGCGCAAAUGCACAAGCAAAAGAACAAUUUGCUAAAGAUGGUCUUGUCCGAUGAACGGAGGGUUGGCAAAUGGGCGAAGGAAGCGGGUGGGAGGAAAGUAGCAUCUACCUUUCAACAAGAAAGAUUUUGGAGAAACAUUGUUUAUGCUCUCAAGUUGACAGGACCGCUUGUUAAAGUUCUUAGGAUUGUUGAUGGGGAUAAAAAACCUGCCAUGGGGUACAUCUAUGACGCUAUGACAAGGGCUAAGGAAGCCAUUGCAGCUAGUUUUUUGAAUAGAAAAACGGAGUAUAAAAAAGCCUUUGCGAUCAUUGACAAAAGAUGGGAAUGUCAGCUUCAUAGGCCUUUACAUGCUGCUGAAUUUUUUUUGAAUCCGGAAAUGUAUUAUGACAAUCAAGAGAAAGCAAGUGGUGGACCGAUUAGGCGAGGUUUAAUUGACUGUAUUGGAAGGUUAGUUGCUGAUCCACAUACUCAAGACAUAAUCAGCAGCCAGUUGGAUUCAUAUCAAGAGGCAAUAGGUGUUUUUGGCAAUCCAAUGGCUAUACGUCAAAGAAAGACGAGAUCACCAGCGGAUUGGUGGGCUAGUUAUGGAUGUGAUACCCCGGAGUUGCAAAAGUUUGCCAUUCGGAUUCUUAGUCUCACAUGUAGUGCCACGGGUUGUGAGAGAAAUUGGAGUGUCUUCCAACAACUUCAUACUAAAAGAAGAAACCGAUUGGCACAAAAACGAUUAAAUGACUUGGUGUAUGUAAAGUUUAAUCGUGGAUUGAAACAACGAUAUGAAAGAAGGAACACCACUGACCCUAUACUUUUACAAGAAAUUGAUGAUAGUAACGAGUGGGUCAUGGGUGUUAUGGAUGAUGAGAAUGAGGAGACUUCAGAGGUUGUGUUUGAUGAUGAUAGUGGUUUGACAUGGCGUGUUGUUGAGAAGGCUUCGGGGGCAUCUGAACCGAUAUAUGCAACAAGAUCAAGUACACAACAACAAUCCAAAAAAAAGGAUCCUUCUUCCUCGACCCCUACUCCUAGUGUACCACCACCUAAGAAAGCACCAUCUAAAAGACUACAUGAAUUGAUUGAUGAAGGUAUUCAAGAUGAUGAAGAAAUCGAAGAAGAACUUGGCUUGAGUGAAGAUGAUGGCGAAGAUGUGGUACUUGGAGCUGACGAUGAUCAUGGAGAUAGUGAAGAAGACUACUAGUUUGGCUAUAUUGUCGUUUUUGAUUACCUAUUCUAAAGUUGCAAACACUUAAGCAACCUUCUUUUGAUU